This is a messenger RNA of Dermacentor albipictus, 1354 nucleotides long. RefSeq names its product Activator-recruited cofactor subunit 42 (gene Arc42). Gene Ontology annotation, molecular function: flavin adenine dinucleotide binding. Gene Ontology annotation, cellular component: mitochondrion. Gene Ontology annotation, biological process: fatty acid beta-oxidation using acyl-CoA dehydrogenase; butyrate catabolic process. The record is from RefSeq and is a predicted model, not a curated record. Lineage: Eukaryota; Metazoa; Arthropoda; Arachnida; Ixodida; Ixodidae.
CAGCAUAGCAUUGCAGUGAAGCGGUUUUUCGGAGAACUGCGGGGCGUGCGGAGCAAGUGCGGUGUAAACAUUGUAACUUAAGAUUUGAGUCUUUUAAUUCUCUAAGGGGCCGUCAUUCAUGUCAGCGGCAAUGCUUCGCAAGGUUGUUCCCAGGCCCCUCACGUGGUGCAAUAGAUGGCAGGCCGUACGGAACCUUUACGUUCAGCUGCCAGAAACUCACGAAAUGCUGCGCAAGACCUGCAGGGAGUUCGCAGAAAAGGAACUGAAACCUAUCGCUGGAACCAUUGACAGAGAACAUCGGUACCCGCGUGAGCAGGUGAAAAAGUUGGGCGAAAUGGGCCUCAUGGCUGUAGCUGUGCCAACUGAGCUGGGUGGUGCUGGCUUGGACUACCUGGCCUAUGCCAUCGGAAUGGAAGAAAUCAGCCGUGGUUGUGCAUCCACAGGGGUCGUCAUGAGCGUUAACAAUUCUCUGUACCUGGGUGCCAUCCUCAAGUACGGCACUGAAGCUCAGAAGCAGAAGUUCAUUCCACCAUUCACCACAGGAGAGAAGGUCGGCUGCUUUGCUCUCUCAGAACCUGGCAAUGGCAGUGAUGCUGGUGCAGCUUCCACGACAGCAGUUCUGGAAGGCGACCACUAUAGGCUGAACGGCACCAAGGCUUGGAUAACAAGUGCAUACGAAGGUGAAGCAGCCAUUGUGAUGGCCACGGUGGACAAGUCCAAGAAGCACAAGGGCAUCAAUGCCUUUAUUGUACCGAUGCCAUCACCCGGUCUGAGCCUGGGCAAGAAAGAGGACAAGAUGGGAAUUAAGGGCUCGUCAACGGCCCAGCUCAUCUUCGAAGACUGCCUCGUACCCAAGGAGAACCGGUUGGGUGAAGAUGGGGCAGGCUUCAAGAUUGCCAUGAGUGUGCUCGACUCCGGUCGCAUCGGCAUCGCGGGCCAGGCUCUUGGGAUUGGCCAAGCAGCCUUAGACUGUGCCAUGGAGUACUCUGGCAAGCGGGAGUGCUUCAAUCAACCCCUUCACAAAUUCCAGGCCAUUCAGUUGAAACUCGCGGACAUGGAAGUGAGGUUACAAAGUGCCCGUCUGCUAACGUGGAGGGCAGCCAUGUUGAAAGAUGCUGGCCUAAAGUUUACGAAGGAAGCUGCCAUGGCAAAACUAGCUGCUUCAGAGGCAGCAACCUUUGUAGCACAUCAGGGACUACAAAUACUGGGUGGCAUGGGCUACGUAACUGACAUGCCAGCAGAGCGGCAUUACCGUGAUGCCCGCAUCACCGAGAUUUACGAGGGCACCAGCGAAGUGCAGCGUAUUGUGAUAGCUUCUAAUUUGCUCAAAGAACACGGCAUUUUGUGAUUUGGA